Molecule: messenger RNA, 2994 nt
Organism: Vicia villosa (hairy vetch)
Lineage: Eukaryota; Viridiplantae; Streptophyta; Magnoliopsida; Fabales; Fabaceae
Exons: 3
Coding region: 1-2994 (997 amino acids)
Source: RefSeq, a predicted model, not a curated record
AUGGACAAAGAGUGGACUAAAUUGCCGUGGUUUAGUCAAGAGUACAUCAACGGUGUUACUCGAUUUUUAGACUUUGCCUUCGCUAAUGGAAGACCUCAAGGAGGUGAACUUCUAUGCCCUUGUGCUAAGUGUAAAAAUAUAUAUUGGAAAACAAGGGAUAUUAUUAAGGAUCACCUAAUAGCCAAAGGUUUUCUAGACGGUUAUGACGUUUGGUUGCACCAUGGGGAGAAACUACAAAGGUCUAUGGAAAUUGGUGAUGGGAUGGAAGAUCAAGAGGGAUCACAUGAUGACAUUCCUGGCUUAUUGCAUGAUAUAUAUGGAGAUAGGGCAGAAGCACACGGAGUUCAUGAAGGUCCCAAUGACGAGGCUAGAACGUUUUACAAUUUGAUUAAAGAGGCGGAACAAGAACUGUACCCUGGAUGGAAAGACUUCUCUUCGUUAUCAUUAACGAUUCGACUCUACUUGUUGAAAUGUCUCCACGGCUGGAGCAAUACGUCAUUCACUGCCAUAUUAGAAUUAUUGAAAGAAGCAAUGCCUGAUUUGAACAUUCCGGAAUCAUUUUACAAGACAAAAGCCAUGAUAAGUGGUUUAGGCCUUGAUUAUAAGAAGAUAGAUGCAUGCCCAAACGAUUGCAUGCUAUUUUGGAAGGAGCAUGAAAAGGACAAUUCUUGCACUAUUUGUAAAGCUUCACGGUGGAAACAAAAUUUUGCAACUGAAGGAUGCGAGUCUGAGCAACCAAAAAAUGACUGUAGAGUUCCUGCAAAAGUUUUGAGGCACUUUCCGUUGAUUCCUAGACUACAAAGGUUGUUCAUGUGUUCAAAGACAACUGAGUCAAUGAGAUGGCAUGAAGAAGAGCGCUCAAAGGAUGGAAAAUUGAGGCAUCCUACUGAUGGUAAAGCGUGGAAGGACUUUGAUGAGCUCCAUCCAGAUUUUUCUAGUGAGUCCCGCAAUGUAAGACUUGGCUUAACGAGUGAUGGGUUUAAUCCAUUUAGGACCAUGAGCUUAUCUCAUAGUACAUGGCCUGUCUUGAUGAUGGUAUACAACAUACCACCUUGGCUGCCCAUGAAACUUGAAUAUACAAUGUUGUCAUUGUUGAUUCCUGGACCAAAAUCUCCAGGCAACGAUAUCGAUGUUUACCUCCAACCACUGAUAGAGGAGCUAAAGGAGUUAUGGGAAUCCGGCAUAGAGACAUAUGAUUCUUCAAUGAAUCAAACUUUUCAAAUGCGUGCAGCUCUUUUGUGGAUAAUUAGUGACUACCCUGCUUAUGCUAUGUUGUCGGGAUGGAGCACCAAAGGAAAAUUGGCGUGUGCCUGUUGUAAAUCUAACACCAAUUCGUUAUACCUCAAACACAGUCAUAAGAUGUGUUAUAUGGACCACCGUACCUUUUUACCAAGAACUCAUUCUUGGAGAGACGAUGUCAAAUCAUUUAACGGAGAAGAAGAACAUAGGACUGCACCAUCCAUGUUAAACGGGGCAGAAAUUCUUGAACUCUUAAAAGAUUUCAAUAAUGAAUUCGGGAAGAAGAAAAAGAAGAAAGUUGAUGGCCCGUGGAAGAAGUGGUCAAUUUUUUUUGAGUUGCCUUACUGGGCUCAAAAUACAUUGCGCCAUAAUUUAGAUGUAAUGCACAUUGAAAAAAACAUAUUUGAUAGUAUUGUUGGAACUCUUUUGGACAUCCUGGGGAAGACCAAAGAUCAUAUUAAAGUCCGUUAUGAUUUUCAAGAAAUGGGAAUUAGAGAAAGACUUCAUCCAAGGGAGAUUGGUGGAGGACGUUCAGAGUUUGCAAAAGCAUGUUUCUCAAUGACUUCGCACGAGAAGUCAAUUUUUUGUGGAGUUAUAAAGGCUGCCAAGUUACCAGAUGGGACUGCAUCAAAUAUUUCAAAAUGUGUACAAGUUGGUGGCAAAAAAAUAUCCGGUUACAAGAGCCAUGAUGCGCAUUUCAUGUUACACUAUUUGUUGCAAAUUGCAGUAAGAAACACAAUGCCCAAGGAGGUGGCAACCCCACUAAUUCGUCUUGGUUCCUUUUUCCGCUCUCUAUGUCAGAAAGUUAUACAAGUGGAAGAUUUAGAUUACCUAGAAGAUGAGAUUGCAGAGAUACUUUGUCAGUUGGAGAUGAUAUUUCCUCCAAGUUUCUUUGACAUAAUGGUUCACUUGCCUAUUCACCUGGUAAAUGAAGUUAGAUUGGGUGGUCCUGUUCAAUUUCGAUGGAUGUAUCCCACCGAAAGAUACUUCUGUAAACUUAAGAAUUAUGUUCGCAAUAGAGCUUAUCUUGAAGGUUCUAUUGCCGAGGGGCAUCUGGCUGAAGAAGCUAUAACAUUUUGCUCAAGGUAUUUGCAUAGCAAUGUAGAUACAAGGUUGAAUAGGAAGAGUCGGAAUUAUGAUGUUACUGAUUCACUUGAAACAGAUCAAAAUGAUUACUUUACAACUGUCGGUCGUCCUUUAGGGGGGGGCAGUGAGCAUGAUCAAAGUGUUAAUUCAAACACUAGCAAAAGGAAGUGGACCAAGGCCAAAAGUCAAAGUAAAGAAUUUAGUGAAUGGUUUAAAACUCGUGCCCAGAAUGAUGAUGUGCUAUUACAACUUGAAAAACUUUCUAGAGGUCCUAAUUUUGUUGCAAAGAGGUAUCCAGGUUACGUCAUUAAUGGAUAUAGGUUCCAUACUAGGAAACGAGAUACAAAUCGCAAAACUCAAAAUUCUGGCAAUGAUCCGUUUGUGCUACCUUCUCAAGUUCAUCAAUGUUACUAUGUCCAAGACCCUUUUGAUCCAAACCGGCAUUAUGCUCUGCAAACAGUUCCACGAGAUUUCUUUAACAUUGCUGACCCGUACUUACAAGCUGAAACACCUUCUAGUGGAGAAAAUAGUGAUGGUGAUGGUGAAUUAAAUUGGGUUAGGAAAGACAUACCUGCAACAAUAGCUGAAACACCUCAUGAAACGAAUGAAGCUAAAAGUGAUGGAGAGGAUUUUGAUUAUGAUGAUACCCUAUUUGAUUUCAUGGACUAA